UACCAACACGCGGAGGUGAUUGAUGAGGCAAUCUGCCAUGCCUACGAUCCCAUGAAGUUGCGACCGGUGCUUUGGAGGUGUCUGACUAGUCAGGGCGAGAACGUCUGUGCCAUAUGUAAGUUUUGUCUCAGUCCUCCCAACUACACUAAGCAUGCACAUAAAUGUUGCAAAUUGGAAGAACUCGGGGGCGGUCAGAUUGAUUAA
Molecule: messenger RNA, 204 nt
Organism: Protopolystoma xenopodis
Lineage: Eukaryota; Metazoa; Platyhelminthes; Monogenea; Polystomatidea; Polystomatidae
Source: the annotation of a GenBank genome assembly